UCAGAGCUUCCACAAGGAAACAACAAGAGAAUACAUGACAGAGGGACUUACCAUAAAGCAGACUUCACUUCUUGGCUUGUUAAUUGCUUAUAAGCAGAAAGAGACUCCGGUGACUCAUGACAUGUGUACAAGAAGACGAAACAGUUUCCUUCCUCUUUUUUUAAGUUCAUCUCCUAACCCUCACUGGACUGUGGCUCUGAUCUGGGAUGACUUUGAAGACACAAUGUUCAAGAACGUAUAUCCUCGCCGCCAAUGGCUGUUUCAACCACUGACAAUUUUGCUGCUGUUGGCUUCUGCAGAAAGGCAAGCUGACCUCCCGAAGGCUGUGGUGAGACGCGAGCCCCCGUGGAUCCAGGUGCUCCGGGGAGACCGCGUGACUCUGACCUGCGAGGGUGCCCCCAGCCCUGGGAACCACUCCACCCAGUGGCUCCACAACGGGAGACUCAUCCCCACCCAGGUCCUGCCCAGCUACCGGUUCACUGCCAAGGGCAAUGACAGCGGAGAGUACAGGUGCCAGGCGGGCGGGACCAGUCUCAGCGACCCUAUGCGUCUGGACGUGAUUUCUGACUGGCUGGUGCUCCAGACUUCUCAACUGAUUUUCCAGGAGGGGGACGUCAUCGUGAUGCGGUGCCACAGCUGGAAUAACUGGCCUUUGGCCAAGGUCACAUUCUACCACAAUGGAGUAGCCAAGAAAUAUUUCUCUGUCAGUAAAAAUUUCUCCAUCCCACAAGCAAACCAUAGUCACAGUGGUGCUUACAACUGCACGGGAUUAAUAGGAAGGACAUCUCACACAUCACCGCCUGUGACCAUCACUGUCCGAGGCCCGGAAAUUCCAUCCAACCCACUUUGGUUCCAAGUCAUUUUCUGUCUGGUGAUGGGACUGCUGUUUGCAGUGGACACAGGACUGUAUUUCCUUGCACAGAGAGACCUUCAAAGAUUAAUGACAGACUGUGGGAAUGAAGUCAGAUGGCACAAGGACACUGGGGACAAAUGACUUCUCAUCCUAUUGCAUAACAUCAAUGACAGCCAUAUUUCUUAGGCCACACUUUUAUUUCUCCUGUAGCCACUCCUUGAAAGCAGUCUUAGCUAAGGAAUCACCCUUUUUUGUCACUUCUUUGCUCAAGCCAUUAAGUAGCUUCCUCUCAAAGAGUAAAAACUAAAGCCUUUGCAGUGUUUUGCAACAUGCUAUAUUAUCUGCUCUUCAUUGUCUCUCUAACCUCUUUUCCUUCUCUUCUGUCAUGCUUAACUCUUGGUUAUUCUUGUCUUUUUAAAAACACAUGAAUUAUACUUCAGCACAACUUUUGCUAUUUCCUAUUUAAAGAAUGUUAUUUCUGGAUUCACAGUCCAGAGUGCUUGACAUUAUACCAUGGAACCCACAAAAGAAUGUUCUUCCUCCAGAUACAUGUGUCACGCUCCAUCAUGUCUGCUUUGGUUUGAGCUUUGGAGUCAGGGUCUCAUUAGGCAGUUUAGGCUGGCCUUGAGCUCACUUUGUAGCUCAGGUUGGUCUCAACUCACAGUGAUCCUCCUGCCUCAGCCUUCCAAGUACUGGGAUUACAGGUGCCUACCACCAUUCCCAAUUUGAGCUCAUUUUUAAACUUGGUGCUUAGUGCAGCAGCAUGGGAGAUGAGACACAGGGGAGGUGUUUGAGUAUUGAGAGGUUAGCUCUUACAUGGAUUAAUGCUUUUCUCGAGGCAAUAGGUUAGCCAUGAUCACAAUUUGGCUAUAUUCUCUCUUCCCAAUGUCCUAUUUGCCCUUGCAUUUUUCUGUUGAGCAUGGAACACACCAAGCAGUUGUGGCAUGUGAUCUUGGCCUAGCCUCUAGAGCUGUGAGCUAAAGAAACCUCUUUUCUUUACAAAUUACCCUGGAUCAGAUGUUUUGUUUUAGUAACAGAAAUCAGACCAAGACAAUACUGUUUAGGUCUUUACUAAGUGUGCCCUGAUCAGAGGGUUCUCCUUGAUCAUUCAGUAUAAUUCUACUCAUCAUACUCCUAAUUCUCCUUACCUACUUCAUUUUUUACAUUAUACUUGUCACCAACUGAUGCACUACAUGUUUACUUGUUUAUUGUUUGACAUGCCUCCUCCCACCAUUUGAAUAUGAAUUCUAGGAGAGAUCUUUGUCUGUUCAUUUGCUAUAUACUCAGUGUCUCGUUCAGUGCCACAUGAUACAGCAUUCAAUAAAUUUCUGUGGAAUGAAUAAA
Molecule: messenger RNA, 2197 nt
Organism: Cavia porcellus (domestic guinea pig)
Lineage: Eukaryota; Metazoa; Chordata; Mammalia; Rodentia; Caviidae
Gene: Fcgr2a
Product: Fc gamma receptor IIa
Exons: 5
Coding region: 35-994 (319 amino acids)
Biological process (GO): cell surface receptor signaling pathway; regulation of immune response
Cellular component (GO): plasma membrane
Molecular function (GO): transmembrane signaling receptor activity
Source: RefSeq, a predicted model, not a curated record